UCGUGUGUCAUUUGUCAGGAGAGGUCAGCUGACCCGCAGGUCCUCGCCGGUCAGUAGAAGUUAAAACAGUAGAUUAAAUUAAUGGUAUGAAUGUCAGUGUUUGAUCGUUAGAACGAGUGUGAAUACAAAGUAAACAGACUCGUCGUGGUAGCGGGUGUAUUUGAGGCGUGUUCAGUGUUUUAAGGUGGAUCCGGAUGCGGGGGUGUCGGGUUUCAGGCAGCGGCUCUUAGCAUGUCCGCGGCCGGGUUUCGGUGCGAGGGGAGCGGCCUGGGAAGAUGCCGAGAGUCGGAGCGGAGGUGGAGCUGCGGACUCUGACCGAGUGCCUCUACUCUCAUCCCGCUGAGACGCUGUCAGACCUGCACUCGGUCCGGUCCCUGUACUCUGACCUCCGGCUCUACGUGGAUUUCUACUGUUUCCCAAACAAAGAGAAGAAGAAGCUGGUGUAUUUGUGUGGGACGGUGCCGGUCCACUAUGAAGGAAGUGAGUAUAACAUCCCCGUGUGCAUCUGGCUCCACGAGACCCACCCAGUGUCCCGGCCUCGCUGCUACAUCUGUCCAGCCGUCUCCAUGGUGAUCAACCCGUCCUGUCCCUGUGUGGACGCCUCCGGCAACAUCAGCCUGGACGGACUCCGCAACUGGACCCCCGGUGUUUCCAGUCUGUCGCUGCUCGUGUCAGAGAUGACUCAGGCCUUCCAGAAGGACACGCCCCUUUAUGCCAGGUGUCCUGCUGCAGGGGUGAAGGACACGCCCCUUUACAUCAGGUGUCCUGCUGCAGGAAGCGUCACGUCUUCCUCCUCUUCAUCGUCUCCGAGCCAUCGUCUUCUUCCAUCCUCUUCUCACCAGCCUGGACAGAAAGCCAGCCAAUGGGAAGAGAGCAGGGAGGCGAAGGUGGGGGGGUCGUACACUGAGGAGCUGCUGGGGAUUGAUUUCAGUGCUCCUCCUCCCUCCUCCUCCAACAACAACCCUUUCCUUUGCUCCUCCUCCUCCUCCUCCUCCUCCUCCUCAGGUGCCCCCCCCACAGACCCCCUCAGCAGCAGGAUGGCGGCGCUGAUCCUGGAUGGACAGUCUCCUGUAGGAACCACCCAGUCAGAGUCCGCCAGAGACAGCAACACCACAAGACCUGGACUACAGCAGAACCCCCAUCCCAAGUCAGGACUGGCAGCAGAACACAUCAAGGUGGCAGCACGACUUCCUCCACAUCAGGCGUCUGUCUUCCUGUCUCUCAUGGCGAUGGAGGGGCGGAGCUUCAGCCCUGAUGAUGUCAUGGAGGCGGUCCUUCUGAACAGAGAUUUCCCAUCAGCCCUCAGGUUCCUGACUCACAGCUGCCCCAUCUGCCAGGACCAGGUCUCCUUCAGCAAGAUCAUCACAAUGACCCACUGCUCCUGCUUCCUGUGUCAGGCCUGUUUUAAGGCGUUUUUCUCGGCGGCCAUUAAAGAGCGCAGCGUGGAUCAGCUGGUCUGUCCUCAGUGUGGUCAGCCGGAGGUCAGAGGUCAGGGGGGGCUGGAAGAGUCCAUGGACUACUUCAACCUACUGGACACACAGAUACGUCAUUUCCUGCCUCCUCAAAUCCACGAACUCUUCCAGAGGAAACUCAGAGACCGAGCUCUGCAGGAAAUGCCCAACUUCUGCUGGUGUGCACAUUGUUCUUUCGGGAUGCUCCAUGAGGCCGACAGGUUGAGGAUGGAUUGUCCCAGCUGUAAGAAGAGCACAUGUUCUCAGUGCAGAUCAGCUUGGUCCCCUCAGCAUCAGGGUUUAUCCUGUGACCAGUUCAGAGUUUGGCAGCAGCAGAACCAACCGGACCUCCACAGAACCAGUCUGCUCUACAACAGCAUCGAGUGUCCAAACUGCCAGUUGGUCUUCAGCCUGUCCAAAGGAGGAUGUCUUCACUUCACCUGCAGCCAGUGUCAGCAUCAGUUCUGUGGCGGCUGCAGUCAGACCUUCACUCUGGGAUCUACCUGCAGCUUCUCAGUGGACUGUGGAUCCAAAGGUCUUCACGCCCACCACCCCAGGGACUGCCUGUACCACCUGAGGGACUGGAGCGUGUCCCGCCUCCACCUGCUGCUACAGCAUUACAGAGUCUCUCCGUCCUUGUUGGACCCCUCCAAGGACCACUCGUCUGACACCGGUCUUACAGCUUCGUGUUCAGUUCUGGAGCUCAGAGACGAGACCAGACGAGAGGAGCCCUGUGGACGUCCAGCUCUACCGGAAUACCGGGGAUACUGCCAGUUGCAUUAUAAGGAGCGUCUGGUGGAGCUGAUCAACCGUUGCCGUGCCGACCCAGCGGUCCUAUUCUGUCUGGAUGAGAUAAAGGCAGAACUCCAGCGAUGGAGCGUUGCCAUGCCAACCAGGAAGCCAGAGGAAGGAGAGGCUGUGUACUUAAGGCGUCUCCGUCUGACGCUGACCAAUAGACUUCCUCUCAGGAAGCAGUGUCUGGCCCCGCCCCUGGCCCCACCUCCACCCAACAUGGCUAUCCCCAGGAACCCCCAUGCCCACAAUGGAGCUUCACCUGCUUACUUCUGAUUGGACGAACAGCCAGUCAGAGUCCAGACCCGAACCUCAUGGCCGAUGCUAACGAUGCUAACACGCUAUUUCUCAGAAUCACGGAAUCCUUUUCAGAUAAAUGUCAGGACAACUUUACUUCCUGUUUCGCUGCAUUUAAGUGUUCAGCUGUUACAGAAAUAAAAUGAAUAAAUUAUACCUUCAU
Messenger RNA from Mugil cephalus (flathead mullet), 2703 nucleotides. Its product is annotated as E3 ubiquitin-protein ligase RNF31. Lineage: Eukaryota; Metazoa; Chordata; Actinopteri; Mugiliformes; Mugilidae. Gene Ontology annotation, cellular component: LUBAC complex. The transcript has 19 exons. The record is from RefSeq and is a predicted model, not a curated record. Gene Ontology annotation, biological process: protein linear polyubiquitination; protein transport. Bases 276 to 2519 code for a protein of 747 amino acids. Gene Ontology annotation, molecular function: linear polyubiquitin binding; K63-linked polyubiquitin modification-dependent protein binding; ubiquitin protein ligase activity.